GAGCAGAUUUGGUGCAUUAGCGCGAGGAAUACGCUGAUCUUCGUUGGAAACCAGCCGAUUCAACCUAAUUCAGUGGGCCGUGUUCGUUUUAACCUUGUGAGCUGAGCAUAUGCCUGUUGUCUGUGCAUGUUUGUGUAAGACGAUCGAUAAAGAUUUAAAUCCAUCGUCUCUCGCCCACUGCACCUUGACGAAGCUGACUACUGCUUUCGAUAACAAUAAAACAACAUGCGCGUCUCAAUCGUCUCAGCUCUUUUCUUGGCGCUCAACGCCAGUGCCGCGACUAUUGCGGCCCGCAAAACGAAGCCGUACAUAACCAUCAACACCGAGACCGAUCUCCACUGGAGUCGCGAGUAUCCAGACAACCUGAACCCGGUUGUUGAGUACUACUAUGGCGUCACCUCAAUCAAUGUGACCUGCUGGGUCGAGACAACCAUGAAGGACGACAAGGGCAUCGAGAACGGCAACCCAGUAUAUCUUGGCGUGGCCAACGCGACGACCUCGCUAUCCGCAUACAUAGCCGAAGACUUCGUCCAGGGCGGCGAUCACGACUUCCAGGACGAGCUGGAGGAAUGUCCUGCCAUAACGCACGCAGCCGGUUCCGUCGAGGAACAAUACUGGAUCACUGUCAACAACCCAGACGGCACCACGGAAUGGUAUUUUCCCUGCUACGAGCAGCCGAGCACGAAGGCAGCCUUCAAGAAGGACUAUGAUGUUAUCUACCCGGAGAUUCAGUGCUACCAAACAGGCGGCGAGGCUGUGAAUGGCAACACAACGUGGGUAUAUGGAUUGAGAACUAGGUGUUUCUUGCCUGGAGGCUGGUUUAGUUCAGUGGAGUACCAUGGUGAGGCUCCUUUG
Messenger RNA from Pseudovirgaria hyperparasitica, 855 nucleotides. RefSeq lists its product as uncharacterized. The transcript is spliced from 4 exons. The annotation marks the transcript as partial. The record is from RefSeq and is a predicted model, not a curated record. NCBI's taxonomy places the organism in Eukaryota, Fungi, Ascomycota, Dothideomycetes, Acrospermales, Acrospermaceae.